Messenger RNA from Trichoplusia ni (cabbage looper), 3355 nucleotides. Its product is annotated as odorant receptor 2a-like. Bases 1880 to 3073 code for a protein of 397 amino acids. Gene Ontology annotation, cellular component: plasma membrane. Gene Ontology annotation, biological process: detection of chemical stimulus involved in sensory perception of smell; sensory perception of smell. The record is from RefSeq and is a predicted model, not a curated record. Gene Ontology annotation, molecular function: olfactory receptor activity; odorant binding. NCBI's taxonomy places the organism in Eukaryota, Metazoa, Arthropoda, Insecta, Lepidoptera, Noctuidae. The transcript has 5 exons.
CAAGAGAAGGAACAUGGUUGGUAAAAUCUAUCACAUUCUUCUGCUCAACCUAAAAUAGAAUUCGUUUUUUAGAUAAUUUAUAUUGGGAGAUAAACCCAUCUGGAAAAUAGACUGAAAUAUUCUUUACAAAAAAAGCAGGCAUCAAGUCAAUAGACCAUUCUUUUAGCCCAAAAGGGGAAAAUUUGGAAAACCAAGUGCUACCGUCAAACAGUCCAAGUCGGUACUCCUAUGAUUGUUGACAAACAGGAGAGGAUGAAGAGAACUGCGAAGUACGGUAUUCAAUUUAUGAAUAAAUAUUGACAUGCGAGGCGGGUGGCCUGAGGCGAUUGAUUGCGGGCGACGCCAUCCAAGACAUUUUGCUAGUACACGAAAAUCAAGAACAAUACGGAAAUAUACCUAUGGAAAGGUUAAAUAUUCUUGUAUUUUGAUUAUUCAGGCUGGAAAGCUGUUUUCUGUAACAGCUGAGAUAAAGUUUGUUGAUAAAGAGUUCGUUGCUGACAGGUUUUCGUUUCUGAAAAUUCGGCGCGACGGUUAUUUUUGCUUUUGGGUGUAUUUGAACAUAUUCACAAAUAUUAUUUCAGAUAAACCAACCAUUUGCGUGUCGGAUGGAUAUAAACAAGUUUGUAACAUAAAUGGUUACCCAUCAAGUUUUUCACCGCGUCAACUUCAGUUAACCUUGAUCUUUAUUUUUACUAUUUUGUGUUAUAGCGGCAAUGGAAAUAGUGCAUCUCUUAAAAAUGAACUGUCUAGUUAUCACAGUUCUUUGAUGUAGCCAGUUUGACAGACCGGCGGACAGACAGCAAUGCUGAGAAAUAGUGACAAUGUAAUAAAAACACAUUUAUUUGUAAGUAAUGUACCUACAAUGAGUGGGCAUAGAAUUACAAUUUAAACUGAUCUUGUAAAUAGUGUUAAUCAAAAUACUAAAACCUUUUUAGAUUAUGCUACGGUGUAUCGCACAGACUUUAUAAUCAAAAAAUCUUUUAAUCAAUAACCUGUGGACUUGCAAAAUGCCAACAACAAAGGCCCAUAGCGAGUAUACCGACCAUUAUUCUUUUUUUUGGUCUCUCUUCGCCUGACUGUUAAUUAGAAUGGAAUUCUGGAUCCGUUUUGCGGCGAACGUCACCUUCGCUAAUUGCGUCUCAUUUAAAAAAAUACGGAACCCGCAAUUAACCCACAUCCUUUCACAAUGGACUCUGCUGAACGCUGUUGAAAUAGACUGAGUACUUUAUUAUCAUUUUGUUUCCUUGAAAACCAACUGGGAAUUAAUAGUUUUACAUUCUCUUUGAACAAACGUUAAUAUACGGGUUAAAUGUAUAUCUAUCUUUAAUUAAAAAAGAAAUGCAAUUUUUUGUGGGAAAUUGUAGAAAAAUGGUAAUUGGUGGCCGGGGCCAUACGCAGAACAAAAGCUAUGGAGAAUUUCAUAAGGUAUUUACUUCAUCAAAUUCACAGAAUUUUGAGUAUUUGAGUAGUACCAACAUAGUAAAUACGUCUUUAAACCGCCGUUUAAGCUCAAAUAUAAAUUAUGCAAACAAUCGUAAAAACUUAAAAAUAAAUAUUGACAUUAGGUAAAUUGUAUAUUUUGAAACUGCUCUCCCAACUGACAUAUAUUACGACACGUUGUCUACUGCUACAUGACAAAAACUGAAAAAGCAGACUCUAAAAGUCCUUCUAGGUAAGUAAAUCUUUCACAUUCCCACCGCUCAGAAUAAAAUAAAAAAAAAACUACCACUAACAUAAAGGAGUCUCCACUCCACUCUAAACGCUAUCUAUUCUGUAAGUCCAGGCUACUUUCAAAUUGCGAAUCUAUCAGAUCAGCACAACGGGCGCAGUACAGUAACACACUCAUAUUUUAUUCUCUCGGUAUACAACAAUUUGGGUAAUGGAAUUGCACCAAGUAGACUGUUUUAAAAUGAACAUGAGGUUUUGGAAGUUCCUCGCCAUUUGGCCCGAUAACGAUUCCAGCCGCUCGUACAAAUACUUUUCUAUACUAUUCAUUGGUAUCGUCGUCAUUCUCUACAAUGUCCUCUUUUCUAUUAGCUUUUAUUUCCUACCGAGACAGUUGGACCUAUUUAUAGAAGAACUGAUAUUUUAUUUCACUGAACUAUCUAUGUUUUCUAAAGUUAUGACCUUCGUUUUUAUGCGUAAGAAAAUUAAAGAGGUUCUGAGAAUUCUAGAAACUGAUAUAUUUCAACCGGACGAUGCUGAGGGUCUUGCUUUAGUAACAAAAGCUAAGAACUUCAUAAUGAUGUAUUAUAAAAUUGAUUUUAUUAUCUCUGGAACAUCGAAUUUUGCUCAUGUCGUUGCUCCGGUUUUAGGGCAUGUUAUAUUCAAAGCGGAACUUCUUCUUCCCGUGACCCGUUAUUCAUUUUUUUCUGAUGCAUUGACGCAAAAGUUCAUUUACAUCUUGUACGCGUAUCAGGCCGUUGGAAUUCAUUUCCAUAUGUUGUAUAAUAUCAAUAUCGAUACAUUCUUCGUGGGUUUAAUGAUUCUCAUAAUAGCACAAUUAGAUGUGCUUGAUGGAAAACUGCGGAGAGUAGCAGAUGUGGAACAAGAUACUGAAAAUGAAGGUGAAGUAUCAAGAGAGCCUGUUGACAAAAAUCGGAAAGCUGUUACAAAUUUAAAUGGAUGUAUCAUACAUUUUGACGAAAUUAGCAGAUUGUGCAGUCUAGUUGAAGAAAUUUUCAGCACUACAUUAUUUUGCCAAUUCAGCAUGGCAUCUUGUAUCAUAUGCGUCUGUCUCUUCAGAUUUACAAUGCCCGCACCGGUCCGAUACUACAUAUUUCUGGCCACAUACAUGUCUGCAAUGAUGCUUCAAAUAUUGAUACCAUGCUUUUUUGGGACAAGGCUGAUGGAUAAGAGCAACCUCCUUGUAUUCUCUACGUACAGUUGUGACUGGACUCCGAGAUCGCGUCAGUUUAAAAGCAAUUUGCGUCUCUUUGUAGAGAGAGCUAACAAGCCCCUCUCUUUAACUGGGGGGAAGAUGUUCUGCCUUUCUUUAAACUCUUAUACAUCUAUUAUGAAUUCUGCCUACUCAUUCUUUACACUUCUGCAACAUAUGCAAACUAGAGAGUAAGGACGACCACUGGCACUAUAUAAUUAUAUCCCAAUAUUUUAGCACUACAUACGCUUAAUUUUUAAUUUAAAAUUAUUCAGCUUUAAUCGUUUUCAAAGUACUAACACUUAAUUUACUGUUUAUUUAGAUUGGCAUCUCUUAAUUAAUAGUACAUUCAAUUUAUAUAUGAUUGAUUAACCUUUCAAGAUUAAAUUAAUUAAAUAACGCGAUGUUUCAUUUUAAGUUCAUGUAGCUCAAUUAAUUCGUAGCACGAAUGCCUAAUUAGAAUGUAAAAUAAAUAGA